GCGAGGCGGUGAGGCCCCGGGUGCCCUGCGCGCCCGGACGCGCGGGCCGGCUUAGCGAUGCACGCUCUCACGGGCUUCUCUCUGGUCAGCUUGCUCAGCUUUGGCUACCUGUCCUGGGACUGGGCCAAGCCGAACCUCCUGGCCGACGGGCCUGGGGAGGCCGGCGAGCAACCCUCGGCCGCUCCACCCCAGCCUCCUCAUAUCAUCUUCAUCCUCACCGACGACCAGGGCUACCACGACGUCGGCUACCAUGGUUCAGAUAUUGAGACCCCUACGUUGGACCGGCUGGCAGCGGAGGGCGUCAAGCUGGAGAAUUAUUAUAUCCAGCCCAUCUGCACACCUUCGCGGAGCCAGCUCCUCACUGGCAGGUACCAGAUCCACACAGGACUCCAGCACUCUAUCAUCCGCCCACGGCAGCCCAACUGCCUGCCCCUGGACCAGGUGACACUGCCCCAGAAGCUGCAGGAGGCAGGCUACUCUACCCACAUGGUGGGUAAGUGGCACCUGGGCUUCUACCGGAAGGAGUGCCUGCCCACCCGCCGGGGCUUCGACACCUUCCUGGGCUCGCUCACGGGCAAUGUGGACUACUAUACCUAUGACAACUGUGAUGGCCCAGGGGUGUGUGGCUUCGACUUGCAUGAGGGUGAGAGUGUGGCCUGGGGGCUCAGUGGCCAGUAUUCCACUAUGCUCUAUGCCCAGCGCGCCAGCCACAUCCUGGCCAGCCACAGCCCCCGGCGGCCCCUCUUCCUCUAUGUGGCCUUUCAGGCAGUACACACACCCCUGCAGUCCCCUCGCGAGUACCUGUACCGCUACCGCACCAUGGGCAACGUGGCCCGGCGGAAGUAUGCAGCCAUGGUGACCUGCAUGGAUGAGGCUGUGCGCAACAUCACCUGGGCCCUCAAACGUUACGGUUUCUACAACAACAGCGUCAUCAUCUUCUCCAGUGAUAAUGGUGGCCAGACUUUCUCAGGGGGCAGCAACUGGCCACUCCGAGGACGCAAGGGCACUUACUGGGAAGGUGGUGUGCGGGGCCUGGGCUUCGUCCAUAGCCCCCUGCUCAAGCAAAAGCGACGGACAAGCCGGGCACUGGUGCACAUCACUGACUGGUACCCGACCCUGGUGGGUCUGGCAGGUGGCACUGCCUCAGUGACCGAUGGGCUAGAUGGCUAUGAUGUGUGGCCAGCCAUCAGUGAGGGCCAGGCCUCACCUCGCACGGAGAUCCUGCACAACAUCGACCCACUCUACAACCACGCCCGGCAUGGCUCUCUGGAGGGUGGUUUUGGCAUCUGGAACACCGCUGUGCAGGCCGCCAUCCGUGUGGGUGAGUGGAAGCUGCUGACAGGGGACCCUGGCUGUGGCGAUUGGAUCCCACCACAGACACUGGCUGCCUUCCCUGGCAGCUGGUGGAACCUGGAGCGAAUGGCCAGUGUCCGCCAGGCUGUGUGGCUCUUCAAUAUCAGUGCUGACCCCUAUGAACGGGAGGACCUUGCUGAUCAGAGGCCUGACGUGGUCCGUACCCUUCUGGCCCGCCUGGCCGACUAUAACCGCACAGCCAUCCCUGUGCGCUACCCGGCUGAGAAUCCCCGGGCCCAUCCUGACUUUAAUGGGGGUGCUUGGGGGCCCUGGGCCAGUGACGAGGAAGAAGAGGAAGAAGAUGAAGAGGAAGGCAGGGCUCGAAUCUUCUCUCGGGGUCGCCACAAGAAAAAAUGCAAGAUUUGCAAGCUUCGAUCCUUUUUCCGUAAACUCAACACCAGGCUGAUGUCCCACCGGAUCUGAUGGUGUGGGGAGAAGGGCAGGGAUCCCUGUCCCCCUAUAAGUUCUUUUCCACUCAGUCCUGGUCCUGCUUCUUCUCAGGGGGAAGCCUGGGGUCAGGUCUCCAUCUGCAGGGAAAUGGAGGGUGUAGAGCCUCUCGGUUGAACAGGGUGGGGAACUUGCAUGGGGGAGGAGGGUGGGAAUGAAGCAGACUGGGGUGUCUGGAUCCCAGUCCUGCCUCUUUGUUGACUUGCUUUGUGACCUCAGGUGACUGCACAAGCUUUUGGCCUCAGUUUCCUUAUCUGUAAAAUGAACUCUAAUGACUUUGUGACUCUGUGGUGUGCACCUGGUGCGUGGGACCAUGGUGGAGUUCCUGGUUGACUGCACCACCUUGAAGCUCAUUUAAGGCCCUGCUAUAACUCCGGAUCUCUGUGGUGCUGCUUGGGGGAGGGGCCACAUGGAGGCCCUCCAGGUCUGGACCCCAGCCAAGGCAUGGCAAUUGUGCUGCUCUCUGAGGGUAUCCCCUGUGCACCAAGGGUGGAGGUGCAGGGAUUGCGGGGGUUGACCUUCCUGGGUCUUCAUGUGGCCUAGGCUAGUUCUGGGGCCAGUCUGGUGUGGUGGGAAGCUCUUCUUCCUGCCCUCGCCCACCGACCUCUAGCACCCAGAGGAAUUGGCUGGGCCCUUAGCCACUGCAGUAUCAAGGGUGGUGGAAACAGCUGUGAAAAAAGCCCUGAACCAAUAGUCAAGAUAUUUAGAUUCUCCUUUGACCUUGGGCACAGUCCUUCCCCUCUGGGCCUUGAUUUCCCUGCCUGCAAAUGGGGGUGCUAGCCCUGGCUUUGCCUACCUCACAGCGCUUAGAAGAGUGGCCAAGGUAAUGGUGGAGGAGCCUGUGAACUUGAUUAAAGUGCUGUAACAGGUGAA
Galeopterus variegatus (Sunda flying lemur) is the source of this 2673-nucleotide messenger RNA. RefSeq names its product arylsulfatase family, member I (gene ARSI). The record is from RefSeq and is a predicted model, not a curated record. NCBI's taxonomy places the organism in Eukaryota, Metazoa, Chordata, Mammalia, Dermoptera, Cynocephalidae. The coding region runs from base 58 to 1776 and encodes 572 amino acids. The transcript is spliced from 2 exons.